This is a messenger RNA of Scleropages formosus (Asian bonytongue), 3253 nucleotides long. Its product is annotated as catenin delta-1-like. Gene Ontology annotation, cellular component: plasma membrane; nucleus; cytoplasm. The record is from RefSeq and is a predicted model, not a curated record. Gene Ontology annotation, biological process: cell-cell adhesion. The transcript has 17 exons. Gene Ontology annotation, molecular function: protein binding. NCBI's taxonomy places the organism in Eukaryota, Metazoa, Chordata, Actinopteri, Osteoglossiformes, Osteoglossidae. The coding region runs from base 519 to 2972 and encodes 817 amino acids.
UGGUUCCUUUCCUCCAUGGCCAGUAGACAAACUUACAAGUUUAAUAACUGCAAGGAAACAGUAUUACUCUAGUACAGACAGACCUGGGCAUUUUACGGCCCCCGCGCCACAUCCGGGCCUUUGGCUGUCUCUGUGCGGCCCCCGAGAGAUCAAUCGGAAAUUAGAAAUAAAAUGUAAAUAAGUGUACGCCAUACACAGAAUACAACCACAUUGUUUUUAUUUUGAAAGCGACAGCUAUUUUUUUCUUUCUUCAAUUUACGCAUGUGUGCGCGUGCCGUAACGAGAGGGAUCGAGGACAUCGUGGGAAAUCUGGAGCUUCAGCUGCAAAACAAAGUGGACACUUUUGACUUGUUCUCCUUGGCUUUGAUGACAGCUGCGAUGUCCGCAACGCAGCCCGGUUACUCGUCUUUGUACGUGGGACAACGAAGGAAAGUUUAAGGUUACGGAGGAGCUGACAGCAAUGCGGUCAUUGAAAGGGACGACAACAGGCAGGGAGGGAUUUGUUCACAGAGAACGGGAUGUUCGACCCCAGCCAUGUUGUUCAGGAGACGGUCACUGUGGAAGAGGAACCCCAGCAAGCCCCUUCAGUUGUCUCCAUGGAGAUCGGUGAGGACGGAACCACGCGCCGCGCAGAGACCACGGUGAAGAAGGCGGUGAAGACGGUGACCACACGCACGGUCAUCCCGUCGGUGUCCGACAUGCUGUCUGUGGACGGAAUGGGCCCCUACCCCGGCACUAUGGAUCGCGGCUACAGAGCAGCAGGGCUGCCGGGAAGGGACUACCCCUCCGGCCCCACGCCCCACGGCUAUCAGUAUGCCCCCUCUGACACAUACUCGAGCCUGGGCAGGGGGGUGCACAUGGAGCCUCGUUACAGGCCCGUGGAUGGGUACCGCACGCUGGAUUCCACCUACCGGGUGCCGAGCCGCCAGCAGCUGGACCCGUACGGAGCGCAGCCACAGGUGCGCAUGGGCAGCGCCGCCGACCUGGUGGGCAUACAGCGCUUCGUGCCCGAACCCUACGGCCUGGAGGACGACCAGCGCAGCAUCGGCUACGACGAACCCGACUACGGCAUGGGGCCGCCCACCCACUACGGCACGGUGCCGCGCCUGGGCUACGGCGCCCCCCGGAGGAUUGGGAGCUACGAGGUCCUCGACGGAGACAUGAGCGCAACGGGAGACAUGUACUAUUGGGGUAGGGGGGCUCCCCUGGCCCAGGGUGAGAGGGGCAGCAUGGCCUCCCUGGACAGCACCCUCCGCAAGGCCCCUCCCACGGGCUGGAGGCAGCCGGAGCUGCCCGAGGUGAUCGCCAUGCUCAACUACCGCCUGGAUCCGGUGCGCAGCAACGCCGCUGCCUACCUGCAGCACCUCACCUUCCAGAACGACAAGGUGAAGUCGGACGUCCGGCGCCUGAAGGGCAUCCCCUCCCUCGUGUCCAUGCUGGACAGCCCCAACAGGGAGGUGCAUUACGCCGCCUGUGGGGCCCUCAAGAACAUCUCCUUUGGGCGCGACCGUGACAACAAGGUAGCUAUCAAGAACUGCGAUGGCGUUCCUGCGCUCGUGCGCCUGCUCCGGAAGACCAGGGACCAGGACCUCACGGAGAACAUCACGGCCACUCUCUGGAACAUGUCUUCGCAUGAGGGUGUGAAGAUGGAGAUCGUGGACCACGCGCUGCACACUCUCUCCGAUGAGGUGCUGGUGCCACGCUCCGGCUGGGAGAGGGUCGGCGAGGGCGACGGCGGGACGGCCGAGGAGAGCUGUAAACCACGGCACAUGGAGUGGGAAGUGGCGCUCACCAACACGACCGGCUGCCUUAGGAAUGUGAGCUCAGAGCGCAGCGAGGCCCGGCGCAAGCUGAGGGAGUGCACAGGACUGGUGGACGCCGUCAUGUACAUCGUCCAGUCGCAAAUCGACCGCAAAGAUGUCGACAGCAAGCUCACGGAGAACAGUGUGUGUCUGCUCAGGAAUCUGUCUUACCAAGUGCACCGCGAGGUACCGGGGCACGAGCGCUACCAGGAGGCGGCACCCGUACACCAGGGCCCUCCCCCAGGCUCCGCCCAUACUGCAAGCUGCUUCGGCACCCGCAAGGGCAAAGGGCGGAAGGACGCAGACAACGUGACGGAGGAGCUCAUUGACCUUCCGAAGAGAAGCGCUCCCGCCAAAGGGUACGAGCUGCUCUUCCAGCCCGAGGUGGUCCGUCUCUACACCUCCCUGCUCAAGGAGAGCAAGAACCCGUCGGUGCUGGAGGCGGCUGCCGGGUCGCUGCAGAACCUGUGCGCAGGACGCUGGACCUAUGGCCGCUACAUCCGUGCCGUGAUGCGACAGGAGAAGGGGCUCCCGGUGUUGACCGAGCUGCUGGGCCACGGAAAUAACCGGGUCGUCAGGGCCAUGUCUGGAGCCCUGAGGAACCUGGCCCUCGACCCCAGGAACAAGGAGCUCAUGGGGAAACAUGCGGUGCCGCACCUGGUGGCCAAUCUGCCAGGGGGGGGCCAGCAGCAGCCAGCUCGCGCGCUGACCGAGGACACGGUCGUGUCGAUCCUGAGCACGCUGGCCGAGGUUUUGGGCUCCAGCGUGGAGGCGGCCAAGACACUGCGCUCCUCGCAGGGCAUCGAGCGUCUGGUACUCAUCAACAAGGACGGUAACCGCUCAGAGCGGGAGGUUCGAGGCGCCGGCCAGGUCCUGCAGCUGGUGUGGGGGCACAAGGAGCUGCGGCGCACGCUGGAGAAGGAUGGCUGGAAGAAGACAGACUUCAUGGUGAACCCGAACCCCCCCACGGCAACGCGUAGCAACGGUCGCUAUGACGACAGCACUCUGCCGCUCAUGGACAGGGGGGACCAGCAGGACAGGGAGGCAGAGAUGAUUCCCAUGAGCGACAUGGGUCCUGAUCCCUACUCCACACUGGACCAGAGGGAGCGCCGCAACACCAUGGAUAACUCUCUGGACCCUUUGGACAAGAACGCCGCACAGGGAGAAUGACUGUCAGCAUCGCCCAGAGAAACCAGCCCAUCCCUAACCCACUGAGCCCCAGCAAGGACAGAUGAGGACAUGCAUUGCUGCUGAGCACACUUCCUGGAGUAUCUGCCCCCUGCCCCCUGCCCCCUGCCCCCACACCACAGUCCAGUCCUCAUCCUCUGCUCCGUACAGCCACUAGGGGGCGUGCAGCACCUUGUGCUGAGGUGUGCUGAGCGGAGCCAAGGCUUGUCCCUGUCCACCCUGAAGAUGGCGCUGUCUUCCCUCACGCUGCGCCACCAGUGCUC